Messenger RNA from Alligator sinensis (Chinese alligator), 1147 nucleotides. It is a transcript of the gene RARRES1, whose product is annotated as retinoic acid receptor responder 1. NCBI's taxonomy places the organism in Eukaryota, Metazoa, Chordata, Crocodylia, Alligatoridae. Gene Ontology annotation, molecular function: metalloendopeptidase inhibitor activity. The record is from RefSeq and is a predicted model, not a curated record.
AGGACUGACCUACCUAUGCGGCAGGACUGCCACAGGACAAAAUACAGAACAUGCUUCCAUUUUUUUUCAAGAUCUUGUUUACUUCUCUUCCAGCCUGUCCUAGGAACUGGGCAUAAGUACUACCUGCAGUUCACCACAGAGGACUACAAAACUAGGGAAAAUGUUGGGACCUGUCUUGCUAUUGUGUUCUACCUAAAGAGGAAACCAACACCUACUGUUAAUAUAAAAUGCACAUAUACCAAAGAUCAGAAGGAAGUCCAAGAAGAUGACCAGAGAUUUUACCAAAAAAUAAGGCAACAAACCAAACCAAUAAUUGGAAGCUAUAUUCCAGACAGCUAUGGAAAUAUUGAACCGGCCUUUGAGUCAGCAUGGGCCUUGGCUGUUGUUGGCAGUAGUUACAUAAUGUGGGAAAAGUCAACAGAGAACUUGGGUUACUUCAUGGCACAAGUCAAGCAUGUGAAACAGUGGAUAAGUAAAGAUGAUUCGAUUGACUUUGACUAUGCUGUCCUACUUCACGAAAUACCAACCCAGGAAAUGAUUUUAUGCCACAUGCGUGUCAUUUGGAUUCCCAAUCAUCCUUUGAAAGUGAAGUACUUCUGCUCUUCUGAGAAUCAGUCAGCAGAAUCUGAAGAUGUAUCUGGUAUGGAAUCUGGAUCAGCUGAUGGAAUAUUAAAUGAAAGAGAAGCAAAUUUUUAAAAAAAGAUCAAUGCCAGUUUAUAUAAAGAUUUCAAAUGAAAGAAACCCUUGUAUUAAUAGCUCCAGUCAGUUUUCUGAUAACUCUUCUGCACAAAUAAUAUUGCGAUGAAAGUGAUUCCUUUUACUGAAUAGUCAAACUUUGACCCAAAACAAAUCUCUGUAUAAUUUCUUGAAAUGCAACAACUCACACAUUCUAGAUACGUACCUACCUAAAACUUGUAUUACAAAAAAUGUAUUACAUAAGCUGAUUUUAUGUCACUAAGUUAGUUACAUAGAGUGACACAGUAUGUGAACAAAGUUAAUAUAUUUGGAUAAAAGUCUUGAUAAAAGUAUUAAUCUUCCAUUUCAGUAACAUUUAUUUGUCUACUAAAUAAUUUUGAUUUUUUGAACAGGAAUAUUAUAUGCUAAUUUUAACUUAUAUCUGCAGUAAAAUAAAUACCAUUACACAUGG